AUGGAGAAGGGGCUAAUAUCGGUGGACCGGUGGACAGGCCAAAGCCAAGCCUACCAUUUGCUGAUAUCUAAUACCAUUUGCUCUAGUAAGAGGGCAAAGAUAGGAAGAACCAUGCUCCUCGAUGCUCUCAAGGACGAUGUAGUCGACAUCCUUUACUUGGAUAACACAUACUGCAAUCCGUCAUACAUUUUUCCAUCUCGAGAAGCUGCAGCUCAGCAGGUUGUCGAUAUCAUUGUCUCACAUCCUGAACAUGACAUCAUUAUUGGCAUCGACACUUUGGGGAAAGAAGAUCUUUUGCUUCACAUUUCACGUGCACUUAAAAUAAAGAUUUGGGUGUGGCCGGAGUGCUUGCGAACUAUGCACCUUCUUGGGUACCUUGAAAUAUUUACUACCAAGACUUCUCUUACAAGAAUGCGAGCUGUUUCUCGUUACAGUUUUUGCAUUGAAACUCUAGAGGGACUAAAUACAAUGCGCGCAACUAUCGGUAUCAUGCCAUCUGGUCUUCCAUGGGUGACGAAAUCUCUUGAAAGAGGUGACAAACCUUUUGGUUCUCUUUUAACUUCACAUUACAACAAAAGUAAAUGGAGUGGAAACGGUGGGAACCAUAUUGAUAAGCCAAAUGCAGAUUUAGGUUCUGUGGGAAGGUUUCAUAAGUACAUCUAUACUGUUCCAUACUCCGAUCAUUCGUGCUUUACAGAGAUAGAGGAUUUUAUAAAACUUGUCCAGCCAACCAGCAUGAAAGGCAUCUCUUCAUCAUCUUGCUAUGUUGAUCCUAUGUACUAUUUUAGCUGCCUUUGUGGAGCCAAUGAAGCAGUUCAAAGAUCACUUCACAAACAUAAGAGAAAGGAGAGAGAUGAAAGAGUUCCGACUGUCUGUCUUAGAACUCCCUUUAGCAGUGGUGGUGCUUCUGCUGAGUCAGAGAGGAAAAGAGGAAGGACAGUAAAGGGUAAACAUUCAGGUAUUGAUGUGAGCAGGAUAAGUGCAUUGAGACGAAUACAGCGUGGUGCAAAGAUUAUGGAAGAUGGCUGUCUGAAUUGAUUAGUAUUCAUUGUCGGCAGUAAAAGGGUAUGACCAAUGUUGCAUGUAAAAUUUAGAUUGGAGUAUCCAACUGUAAAGUUCGAAACUGCCGUGACAUUUAAGAU
This is a messenger RNA of Alnus glutinosa, 1142 nucleotides long. RefSeq lists its product as uncharacterized. Gene Ontology annotation, biological process: double-strand break repair via nonhomologous end joining; protection from non-homologous end joining at telomere; interstrand cross-link repair. Lineage: Eukaryota; Viridiplantae; Streptophyta; Magnoliopsida; Fagales; Betulaceae. Gene Ontology annotation, molecular function: 5'-3' DNA exonuclease activity; damaged DNA binding. The transcript is spliced from 4 exons. The coding region runs from base 1 to 1038 and encodes 345 amino acids. The record is from RefSeq and is a predicted model, not a curated record.